GGGAGGUUCAGGACCCCCGAAUGUUAUUAUGCAAUAGGAGGCAGCUGUAUAUAAAGCCAGGAGGACGUUGAAGAGUGGAAUUUCUGUGAGGCAGCGCUUCUUUUUGCACCAAGAAUGCUGAGGUUCAUUGUGGCUCUUUGCCUUCUGGCGCUGUGCUGGGCACAGGAUUGCAAGGUAGAGAAUUUCCAGGUCAAGCAGGACUUCGACAAAACCAGGUACACAGGGACUUGGUAUGCUGUAGGAAAGAAGGACCCAGAGGGUUUGUUCUUACUUGACAAUGUUGUAGCCCAGUUUAACAUUGAGGACGAUGGCAGAAUGACCGCUACUGCAAAGGGCAGAGUCAUCAUCCUCAACAACUGGGAAAUGUGUGCUCACAUGUUUGGUACCUUUGAGGAUACUCCUGAUCCUGCCAAGUUUAGGAUGAGGUACUGGGGAGCUGCUUCAUACCUGCAAACAGGAUAUGACGAACACUGGGUUAUUGACACUGACUAUGACAACUACGCCAUCCACUACUCCUGCAGACUGCUCGACGAGGAUGGCACAUGCUUGGAUAGCUACUCUUUCGUCUUCUCGCGUCACCCGGACGGCCUGAGGCCAGAGGACCAGGCCAUCAUCACGCAGAAGAAGAUGGACCUUUGUCUUUUGGGGAAAUACAGACGUGUUACACACAAUGGGUUCUGUGAGAACAGUGGGAAUGCAGAGGUGUCUCAGUGACACUUUUCUUGAUGCUCCUAUUUUCCUUUCUGCCAGUUUCGGAUUGAAUCCCGUCUCCUUCUAAACCCUCCCGUCUUAGCUUCUCUCACAAGAGAGAAAGUAGAAACUCCAAACUUUCUCAAACUCCAAACGUCCACAUUCACCAUUGUUCAGGGUCAGCUUUCGUCUCCCCAGAUUUCAACGUUAUCUUCAAGAUCUUUUGGAUUUUUUGUUUUUCUGAACAUUGGAACAGCCUUUUGUUUGAUCACUGCCUCAUAAAGCAGUGUUAUAAAUUAUCACAUGUGGAAAUCUUUUCUAACAACUUCACAGAAAAGGCUUUUAUACAGAGGCAGUGGGCAAGUACAUAUUUUUUUAAAAUUGUAAUAUCCAGUAGGUGUGACAUAUACUGUAUCGGAUCAGUAGUAGCUUUGUUGUUUGUUAAUCUUGACUAAUGUGGACUUCUUUAUCCAGUUUUGAAAAUAAAAUAUUCCAACAUUU
Messenger RNA from Girardinichthys multiradiatus, 1191 nucleotides. It is a transcript of the gene rbp4, whose product is annotated as retinol binding protein 4, plasma. Gene Ontology annotation, biological process: retinol transport. The transcript has 6 exons. The coding region runs from base 115 to 714 and encodes 199 amino acids. NCBI's taxonomy places the organism in Eukaryota, Metazoa, Chordata, Actinopteri, Cyprinodontiformes, Goodeidae. Gene Ontology annotation, molecular function: retinol binding; retinol transmembrane transporter activity. The record is from RefSeq and is a predicted model, not a curated record.